Nezara viridula (southern green stink bug) is the source of this 6219-nucleotide messenger RNA. The record is from the annotation of a GenBank genome assembly. NCBI's taxonomy places the organism in Eukaryota, Metazoa, Arthropoda, Insecta, Hemiptera, Pentatomidae.
UAAUUAACCUUACCAUUUAGCUGCCUAACUCUAAUUUGUAGAAUUCCAAUGGCAGCUAACUAUGGUUGAUGGAAAUGUUUUCUAUUCUCAGAACCAUCUGGAAUUUACGCAGCCUGAUGAUAACUGAUUAGUCAUUUCAAUAAAGAAGCAAUAUAGCAUAUUUGUUGAUCAAAACAAUUUAAAAAAUUUAUAUCAUAUUAUGCAUCAUAUUACAUAUAAUUGACUUGAUUUGUUUGUAUAGCAUUUUACACAAUUGAAAGUACAAGUAAAAUAUAUUAAUGACUGGUUUUAGUACCUCACUUUGUCUACGAUCAAAUAGUAAUAUAUUUUUCCAAAUACAUUUUGGCUAGUUCAUAAGAUUCUGACUGACAGUAAAUAAGAUGUAAAUUAAAGGCUGCUUCUCUAGACAAAUCAAAAAUUGGAUCCUUCAUAACUAAUCCUUCUUUCAACUCUAAAACUUUUUUAUAAUGAAAAAUAGCCUGUGUUAAUAAACCUAAAUGAUGAAAACCUCUUCCUAAGUUAUAAUGUACUUCUUGAAGUCCUUCAUGACCCCUUAAGUCCCUAUAUUGAGUAAGUAAACCUAAUGCUUGAACUACUAAAUGAUGCUUUUUAGAGGUGAACUUUUGAGCAGCCAUCUGAAGGUACGUUAAACCUAGCAAUAAUGCACCCAGAGCAGUCGGAUUUUUAACUUGGGCUGAGCUGUAUUCAUGCAUUGCAUAUUUAUAAGUCCCAGAGACUAAACAAUUAUUGCCAUGCAAUAGCCCAAGAGCAGGAUGGUCACAGUUUCGAGCAAGUUGUCUCAUGAUAAAUCUAUGGUGUCGCGAAUCGUCUGAUUUAGUUAUGAUCAAGUUGAAUAAAUGCCAAAGUCUAACAUUAUCAGGCUCUUUUGCAACUAAUGUUCUUAUAAUGUUGUAUCCAUUAAAUGAAUCUUUAUUAAAAUAUGCUGCUAAAACACUUAAAAGAUCGAUUUCAUAUUUAUAAACAUGAAAAAUUGUGGAUAAUUGAGCUGUGAAUGUUAACCUCUGAAAUGCAUUAUACCUCUUGGUCUCAAUACACAUGUUACAAACAUAUUUAAACAACUCCCAUUCUUCCUCUACACUUGGUCCAUGGUUUUCUUUUUUGAAUGAUGGAUUAUCUAUGUCUUCUUCAGGUUCUUUUCUAGUUUUUCUAACUUGUUUUACAGCAUUUCUUUUUUUAUCAUAACGUUGAAUUAUCGAUAUGCAUGAAAGCUCAUCCUUGUUCCUAAUGUAUGUCGAAUGCCUCGAGAAGAAUACCUGACUAACCAUUAUUAAUUCAUCUGACCUAUUCUUAUCAUGUUUUAACAGUAAACAUCUCUCAUAAAAUAAACCAACAUCAAGAUAGUCAUAUUCCUCAUUUUGAGUUAAGACUACUAUUGCUUCAUCGUUUCUCCCAAGUUGGACAAGUAAGGAAGACAAUGUCAUCCUAGCUUCUGUAUGUUGAGGAGCUUGUUCUAGCACUACGUAAAAUGCUUUCACUGAUUCUUCUAAUCGGGAUAAUACCUUAAGAUUUUCAGCAUAUUUUAACCAAACAGCUGGUAAACUAUAUUCAGCACAAUGUACAAGAACAGAAAGCAAUUUGUCAGCUUUUUCGUUAUAAUGUUGCUCAACAAAAGCAUCAAUAAUAUCCAAAUAUAAAUCACCAACUUCAGCUGGAUUUAAAUCUGCUAUUCGGUUUAAAAAUUGUUCAGCAAAUAGUAUCGACCGUAAAUGAAUCAAAACAAUUAUUAACUUAGCUAAGAUAUCAAUAGGCGAGUCGAGAGGAAUGGUGCAAUCUAAAACUUCACCUACAUCAUUCAUAACAACGCUCAAGCUACAAAACCUUACCAUAAGAUCAAGACAUCGUUGAAAUUGUUUUAGUUGUAUCAAUAGCUCUAAUUGUAAAUUAAUAAAUUCUAAGUUUAUUAAAUUGGGACAUUUCUCUAUGGCCACAUCUAAUGCACCACUAGCCUUUACAAAAUCACUUUCUUUAUGACACAAUUCAGCAAUAAACUUAGAAGUGACAAGAAUUAAUUCUCCUUGUUCUGGUUUCAAUGCAGAAAGAAGACGUAAGUAACCUCUAACAGCGGUCUUUUUAUCGCCCAAUUUUUCAAGAAGUGUUGCUCUCCUCUUAUGUAAAUCCAUAUUAAAAAUGUCUAAGUUAAUUGCUUUAGAAUAACAAGUUACAGCUUGUCUAACAUGUCCUAACUUUUCUGAUAGUUCAGCGAGAUGGAUCCAUUCAAAAGGAUCUGAUGAUGAUAGAUGAGCUGCCACUAGUGACAUUUGUAAAAAUUUUUCCUGAUCACCCAUCUCAUCAUAAAUCCCAGCUAAUGUAAGAAAUGGUUCAGGAGCUGUAGGAACUUGCCUUAUAAUUUCUAGACAAAUUUUAACAGCAGUUUCUUUAUCACCCCUAGCAAAUCUCAAAUUUGCUUCACCCAUUAGUCCUUUUAAAGCAGGAGGUAAUUUUUGAGGUUUCUUAGAUCUACUGGGUAAACUAGAUUUUUCUACUUUAUUGGUAGUAUCAGCAACUGCUUCCUGAGCUUCAUUUGAUCCAACAUCAACUUCGUCUACAUUUUCUUCAAUACCCACAUUUUCAAUGUACUCUGCAAAGUUCAUUUCACCAUCCAAAAACUUGUUAACCAAAAUCUGUUCAUUUUGUGUACUUGAAAAAUAAUAAGAGCUAGCUCCAUCAGUUUCUGAGGGCUUAACAGUAAGUGUAGGUUCACUACUUGUUGAUGGUUUUGAUAUGUCAAGAAUAGAUUGGAAUUCCUCUAUAUUUUCGUCCUUAUCCAUGUUAUAAAAAAACAAUUAUUCACUACAAAUGUACACAAAAAAAUUGCAGUCGACUGAAAUCUGCAAACACUUAUCUUAAAACUAUAAAAAGGAAAUCAAAAACAACACGGCAGUAGGUUCAACAACUGUAACCAAUGAAUAGGUUUUAUUAUAGGUUAUGCUACAAAUUUAAGUUUAUUAUUAUUUAUUUUUCCAGUGAAAAAUUAUGUUUUUAAAAUAAAAAAUAACCAUUAUGUUAUUUAAACGAGAUAUUUUGACAAACCCAUGUAAUUAAAUUUUCGUAUCUAAAUGUAGUGAUAAUAAUAGUUAACAAUUCGAUUUAUAUACCAGCAGGUGUAUAAUCUAACCUGGAAGGUUACUUUGUUAUUUGUUAUGAAGGAAGCUGGUGUCAAAUUUUAAUAGAAUAUCCUUGCUCUGUGUUUUCAAGACUACAUCUUUUAUGCUGUAGUGAUUAUUCUAUGUUUAAGAAUUAUAAAUCAGUGAUUUAAGAAAAUUGCUGCACCAUGGUGUCAAGGGUUGCUGUUGAAUCUCUAAAAAAAGCUGAAGAUUUAAAAGAGAUAACAUCAAAUCUGCAAAAAAUGGAUUACAAUUGCAAUAUUUGGCCUGCUCAACAACAACUUCAGAAAAUAUAUCAUGAUGUAUUGAUUCUCGACCUUGAAUACGCUUUAGAUAAAAAAGUUGAACAAGAUUUAUGGAACUACUGCUUUAAGAAUUAUAUAGCUUCUUUACAAAGUUCUGCUAAAGACAAAAAGGCUAAUGGUAUUCAUGUACAGAACAGAUUAUCCUGGUUCCUUGACUGUGCAAGUGGAUUUUAUUUAUCUUUGUUACAAGAGAUUUGUUCUGUCUUCAAUUUAGAUUUACCAUUUAUGAGACAUGAUACUCUAUUUGGAUUUAAACGUUAUGUAAAUGAAAAUGUUGUAAUUAAUCGUCCAGAAAGAAGCUCUUGUUACUAUAUUUGUCAACAUUGUUUGGUUCAUCUGGGUGAUGUUGCAAGGUAUCGAAAUCAAAUGAUACAAGCAGAAUCAUUUUACAGGCAUGCCGUUGAACUUGGAUCAAGCAGUGGUCAUCCAUACAAUCAACUUGCACUUCUGGAAGCAAGUCGUGAUAGAUUGAGUACCGUAUUCUUUUACACCAGAAGUAUUGCUGUGGCACAUAAAUUUCCAGCAGCUAUAACAAACCUUGCCAAUACUUUAAUGAAGUCUUCGAAAUUUGAAGUGCCUGGUGAUGGUGGGAAAAUGUCUGUUGCUGAAUAUGAAGCAGCAUUUCUUCAUCUUCAUUCACUAUUGUACUUAACACAAGAUACUGCUUCAGCUUUAAGAAUUCUUUAUUGUCUAAAUCAGUCACUGACUCCUCUCAUCGCUACUCAAGAGUUCACUCCAUGGAAAUUAAUCCAGAUGGCUGUGAUUACAAUAUUCAUGUAUACCCAGAUGGAUGGAAAUAAAGAGGUUUCAAAGGUUCUUGCAGAUCAUCUAGUUGGUUUCUUGAAUGCACUACUGGUUCCUUUGUAUACCAUGUCUCCUGAAUCAGUUCUUGAUUAUUUUGCUCUCCCACCUGUGAAAGUUGUCUUGUGCUGGCUUAAGGCAGAACCCAGUGCUGUUGUGGCUUUGAAUAGACAACAUCUUUGGAGAGGUCUCACAAAAUUGUUAAACUUACUCCGAUCAUCCCACGCUACUACUCCAGUUAAUUUUAUUAAUGCUGCCUUACCAGAAGACACUGAUCUGCAAGGAUUCCUUCCCCUGGAACCAGAAUUUUCUUCUCUUACUUUUAGUGGUGAACCUUUGCAAGAAGAUGUUGCUAAAAAGUUAAGAGCCUUCCGUCUCAUAAAAUAUGGAGAAUGGCUCUCGAUGAAACCAGAUUUAAAACCAAUUUUUAUCAGUGAAAAUGGCCAGUUUGAAGUUUCUCGAUUUCCAACUAAUGCAUCAACACCACCUGAUAAUAACCAAAAACUGUCACCUCUUAACUCAGGAAAUGUGCAAGACAAUUGGAAAUCAAGAAGUCGUCAAAAUGUUGCAUUACAAUCAUUUUUGAAGAAAUCAAAACCUCAGGUGAAUGAAAAAUCCUUGGAGAUUAAUUCGGUUCUUGAAUGGCAGGACAAAAAUCAACUGAGCGCACCAUGGUGGCCUCAGGGUGGAUCUCAAAAAGAUGAAACUCCAGCAUGGGUUAACCAAGAUAUCUUAUUGAUGUCCAACCAACUUUCCAACUACAACAUCAAAACGGAAGGAACCUAUACUCUGUUCAGUGGUACAUCAGAAAACCCUUCCAUGAUUACCAAUAAUUUACUUCAGUCAAACUCGACUGUCCCAUUAGCCAACCAUCAGUCACUUUGGUCAGGUCCCGGGCCAUCACCAUUGGAGCGUUUAUUAGAGCAACAGAAACAGAUGAGGAGUGCUUCUGAGUAUGAUACAUGAUCUAAAUCUCAGUCAUGUUAUACCUUCUUUGAAUCAGCCUUUACUCUAAAAUUCUUUUUCGUACCUCUUUUUUGAGUUAGUACGAUGGGAGAUCAUUUUUAAAUUUAAUGAGAAUUUUUGGAGCAGCAGAUAUUGAGAUGUGAAGCAUUUUCAAGAUCAUCAGCAACGCUUCUGUGUUGAAUUUGACACGGCAUGGUUUGGACGGAGCAUUGAAGAAUGUAGUUUCUACAGCAGUUAUGUUUAUUAUUAAACCUAACUAUUUUCAGACAUGCUAUUUAAUUGUAUAAGAGAUGUACAUUCCCAAUUUUGUUUUGCAAAUAAUUAUAGUUUGAUUGCAAGAAAAUAAUUUUUUGCAUAAACAAGUUCUUUGUUCUCUAGUUUCAACUUGCAUGAUUGCAGUUAAUACAAGCAUUUAUGUAACAUUAUAAAUAAUCAACUUACUGUUAUUCCGUGUAAUGUAGCUAACAGUAUGAAGAAUUCAUUAAAUGCACAAGUAUAUAGUUUAUAAUAAGAUGAAAUGUUAUGAAUUAUUUUGGGAACAUAGGUUUCUUUUUUUGUUCUAGUUUGUGUUUUUUUUGUUUGUUUUUUUAGUUUUUCUUAAGAUUUAACAGUCUAUAUUUAUAAAUCAGCAUUGAUACAUAAUUUUACACAAUGUAAUAGAUGACGUUUCUUCAUGAAUAGUUCAAAUAAAUAUGAUUGAUGAUCUAACAGUGUUUUUAUUGUAUUACUUAAUAUAACAAAUUAAAAUUUACCAUAAUGUAUGCUCUGAGCAUUCAAUAUAUAUCACAAACUAAAAAAUAAAGAAUGACCAUUACUCCCUAAAGUGUAUUUUUUGUUUUCCUUCUGAGAUACGAGAGGACGAGAUGGAAAAGUUAUCGAUAAUAAUAAAUAUACAAAAUGAGGAAUGUUGCAUCAACGUUUGCCAUUGUUGUAACUCAUUGCUCUCAGCGGGGCUUUGAAAUUUGCAGCUGCUUGUUGCUGGAUCUGGUAAGCUAAGGGAUGAAUCUUGAAUCCAUAUAACC